AUGGCAAGGCACUGGGAAGACACAUUCUGGGCCGCCUUCCGCGUGUUCCUCUCCUUCGGGCCAAUAUGGCUCGCCCUCUUCCUGACCCUGACCAUCUACGCCAAUGAGUACAAAUUCUGCUGGUCAUUCCUUAUGGCGCCCCAGGACACUGGUAUUGGGUUCAUCGAUCCCCCCGACCCGUCAAACUGGUACAUUGGGCUCUCUCUGAUCAUCGUUUCGGCAAUUCUCAAGGUGAAUUGGGUCAUUCCCUGGUUACAGAUCGUUGUCACCAGCUGGGUUUGCGAUCGUCACUGGAAGCCUCCCAACAACUCUUCCAAGAGAAUCAUGCAAGCGGGCUCCAACUUCUGGGACUUGUCCAUGCCUAGUGGUCGCCUCCCCUAUCGACAAGGUCUACGACCUAGAACGUGUCCUUAUGGAUGCUUAUUUGAACCGUCGGAUAGGGCGUACCACUGCAGCAUGAUGAACCGAUGCCUACCCGUCUACGACCACUAUUGCAAGUACCUCCAAGCAACGGUCUACCUUCGAACGAUGAAGCCAUACUUCUUCGUACUGCUCUUCUUGCCUUUGGACGCCGUGUACAGUUUCGCUGUAUCACUCGCCGCGUUAUGUCAUCCUUCCACAAGAUGGGCAGCUCCAUUCGUCGGUUCGAUUGUACUCUGUUCGAUAGCGGUCUUCCUAGAAGUUGAAGCCAAUUCCUUCGCCAACUUCAAUCGGAUAGUUCGGUACAAUGUUCUGGCACCGGAAAGAACUGGGCGUCGAUGGGUCAUCGCCUACAAGUACGAGGACCAAUCUGGGUGGUGCCUUCAGCUACGCAGGUACGACAGGAACCCCUGGGAUCUCGGCUCAAGAGAGAACUUCCUCCAAAUCUUCGGGCAACGCUGGUGGAAGUGGCCUUUCUUCUGGUGGACCUCAGAACAAGUAUCCCGCUAUGGCAACUACGUCGAUGAAGAUCUCCCAUUCGCACCUUUCAUCGUCAGGGAGUUUUCGGAUCUGAUGGCAUCUGAAUUGAUCCGGGUUAUCAUUGAUGAGGAAGCUCCUUCUUCAAUCCACUUAGAGGAGCUGAAUCGCCGUAAACAAACUCGAUCAAAUGCCGAACGUCGCAGUCAAGCUCAAUCGGACAAUGCUUCUGUAGUCCAUGUGGAAGCAUUCGCUCGACAUCAACGCGACGCUCGUCGGCGGACCGAACAUUCAGAUAGCCACGAUCAAAAUCUGUAA
This is a messenger RNA of Hypoxylon trugodes, 1215 nucleotides long. RefSeq lists its product as uncharacterized. Gene Ontology annotation, biological process: protein targeting to membrane; peptidyl-L-cysteine S-palmitoylation. Gene Ontology annotation, molecular function: protein-cysteine S-palmitoyltransferase activity. The transcript is spliced from 4 exons. Gene Ontology annotation, cellular component: endoplasmic reticulum; Golgi apparatus. The record is from RefSeq and is a predicted model, not a curated record. Bases 1 to 1215 code for a protein of 404 amino acids. NCBI's taxonomy places the organism in Eukaryota, Fungi, Ascomycota, Sordariomycetes, Xylariales, Hypoxylaceae.